This is a messenger RNA of Emys orbicularis (European pond turtle), 3795 nucleotides long. RefSeq names its product PEAK1 related, kinase-activating pseudokinase 1 (gene PRAG1). Gene Ontology annotation, molecular function: ATP binding; protein kinase activity. The coding region runs from base 1 to 3795 and encodes 1264 amino acids. Gene Ontology annotation, biological process: protein phosphorylation. The transcript is spliced from 6 exons. The record is from RefSeq and is a predicted model, not a curated record. NCBI's taxonomy places the organism in Eukaryota, Metazoa, Chordata, Testudines, Emydidae.
AUGCAAAAUGAACAGCGGAGCUCAGUACACAAGAUGCAGAGGGCCAUCUGUCUGAACCAGGAGGACUUGAAAAUGUCUGUGUGCAGUAACUUUGUGGAGCACAUUUGGAAGCCUGGCUCCUGCAAAAAUUGUUUCUACCCCAAACGUUCCCACAGGCUGCAGGCAUCCCUGGAGCUGGAAGCUAGUAGCUUGCCCUCACGCACCCUGAAUGGAAUUCGAGCCAAAGCUGAGGAUACGCCUCUGGAGGAUGAGUGUGUGAUUGCCGCACCUUACUCGAAGCCAACGAUUGCAGUGAAGCCAACAAUGAUCAACCCAGAUGUUUCUGACGUCUGGGCGGAUGUGAAUAUGAAUGCAGAGAUCUCGCAGGUCAGCUGGAGAAUGGCCUCUGAAAGCCACCUCAUUGUGAAGCCAGGAGAAGCACAAAGGACAUGCCUCGACCAUUUCAGCACCAGUGCUGGGCGAAAGCCCUUCAUUCAUGAUACACCGAAUGACUGUGCUCCUCAGUAUCUCCAAGGCUGCUCCAGGGGGGGCCUGCCCGGCCUGGAAAGCAGAGGGGAAAAAAAUAUCCCCUUCAACCGUUUGGUGUUGGAGGGCGAGAUGGGUGGAUGGGAGGACAGAGCUAUGCUUCGUAACAAGGAGAAGUUCGCCUGUCCACAGAGAGGGUUCUGCCACCAACCCUCCAUCUUUGCUGACCGAAGCACUGAUUCCACCCCGGACUCUACUGGGCGUCCAGCCUUUCGGCAAAGAGAAGGCACAGCAACGCUGUCCUCGGAGAGCAGUGACAACUGCUGUUCUCCAGGCUUUGAGAGCGAGAGCGGGGAGUACUGUUCGAUCACAGACUACUGUAGAGAGAGUCCUGUCCCACCAGACGCGCCGUGUCCAGAGAGCCAGGUGGCAUGGCGUGACAACCACCCCGGGGAAAACUCAGGUGACCCUCGAAGCACCGUCCCGGCACCCCACCAUGCCCCUCACACACAGCCUGCCCACGGUGAGCCCAUUUAUGCCGAGAGCACCAAGAGAAAGAAGGCGCAGCUAAAUCAUUCUGGCGCGCAAACAAAGCGAGAGGGGCCGGCCCGCAGCCCUCUCAAAGAGCAGGCCCAUGGCCCGUGGCGAGAUGGGGUGCGGUACCUGAGCAGCGAAAGGGAGUACCAGGAUUCAGCCACACAGGUAGCAGCAAGGAUUACCAUUAUGGCAGCGCACACAGAGGAGGAUAACAGGACAAUAUUUCUGAGCAGCCCGGACUCAGCUGUUGGAGUCCAAUGGCCCUGCGCUAGCCCCACCUCUCAUCCAGACUUUGCGAUCCCUUCGCCUUCCUUUGGGCACAGAGAGGGCUCUCAAGCCGGCAGUGAGAUGGGUUCGGGUGAAAGCAGCCCGAGGUUUCACCAGCAAACGCACAGCAAGGGCAUCGUUAAUGAGAGUCCCGCUGUUCCCCCAAAGAUGUCCACAAGCAGCCCGCCUGACAGCGAGGGGACUCCCAUGCCUUCAGUCAAGCCUCCCGGGGCAGAACUCUGUGACAGUAAUGGCCACGGUGACCCCAGCAGCCAAUUCUCAUCAAGGAACUGUACAGAUCCUAGUGCCUUAGGGACACUGCCUUCUCUCUGCUCUCAUAGUAACAGGGUCUCUGCAGAGGACCCCAACAGGGGUCCUCCAGCCUCGUCCUAUGAGAGGAGGCAUAAAUACUACGGUGCAGGAUGGAGCAGGCAGUGCCGGAUAGAGGAGGAAGAGGAGGAAGAACAGGGCUUUUUAACCUGCACACAGGCCAGGGAAGUGGAGAAUGGAACAGCUUGUCCCCAUCCCGUGGAAGACUGCUCUGGGCAGGAAAAAAAGACUGGGAUGAGCAAAUCAGCAUCUUUUGCUUUUGAUUUCCCUAAAGACAGCAGUGAAACUGAGGAAUUUGCACCUCCACCUCCACCUCCAAAGAAACAGCCCAGGCACGCUUUGAAAAUGAACAAGAGUAGCUCUGAGCUGGAGAAGGUUAGCAAUGGCUCCGCAGAGAGCCUCGGCCCACCUUUCCGAGGGAUCCACGUCAGCUUCGUGGCUGGCUCCACAGACAGCCUCAACUCUGACACAAGGACUGCCAGUGAUGGAGGCUCCAGUCAGGACAGGUCUCAGGGCACACUGCUACAGCCACCUCCUCUGCCACAGAAGAAAACAGUAAGCCGAACGGUUUCAUCACCUGAUGGCUUUUGCUGGGGCCAAGCCUCUCUGGGUAGAACAGCGAAUUCCACCAGCCCCAGACUGAACAUCAGUCACUCCGAAAGCAACGUCUGUGUCCGAAGGGAAUCCCCGUUCGGCUACUCCUCUCACGUGGGAAGCAACCACCACACGUUCUCCUCCUCGGAAUCUCUGGAAAACGCCUGCAAAGGAAACAGCCAUUGGGGUCCGACUUCAAACAAGAGCAGUAGCGCCUGCGUCCAGAACAGAAACCUGCCGCCAUUUUCAUCCUCUCAGCUCAGUGUGUCCAGCCAGGUUUCCUCAGUCUCCACCCUUCAGCUCCACAAUCUGCUCAGCAAUCUUGACAGCAAGGAGGGGGUGUACGCCAAAUUAGGGGGGCUUUAUGCCGAAUCCUUGCGCCGCCUCGUUGCAAAAUGCGAAGACUGUUUUAUGCGUGAUCAGAAAAAUGAACUGCAUUUCAAUGAGAACAACUGGUCUCUCUUUAAGCUGGCAUGCAACACGCCCUGCUGUGUUUCUGGAGAUGCCAUCUAUUACUGUGCCACCUGUUCAAAGGACCCUUCCAGCACCUAUGCAGUGAAGAUUUGUAAAACUCAAGAAUCCAAAGUGUCUGCUUCGUACCACAGCCCCUCAGUGCCAGUUCACUUCAACAUCCAGCAGGACUGUGGGCACUUUGUAGCCUCUGUACCCUUCAGCAUGUUGCUCUCCUCCGACGUAGCAAAAAGCACUUCUCCUCCGGAUGGCCCCAGCCUCUCCUGCUCUGCUAGCGAACGGGAUUGUGUGGUCGUCAUCACCCGCGAAGUGCCCCACCAAACUGCAGCCGACUUCAUGAGGGAUGCGGCAACUUGCCAUCAAACCAAGCCGGAGGUGUACGAGCGGCGCGUGUGCUUCCUGCUCCUCCAGCUCUGCCAUGGCCUGGAGCAUCUCAAGGAGCACGGCAUCAUACACAGAGAUCUUUGUCUGGAAAACUUGCUGCUAGUUCACUGCAAGCCUCUGACUGGCUGCAGUAAAACCAAAGAUGAAAAGCACUUGCCCAGGCUCAUUGUGAGCAACUUUUUGAAGGCCAAGCAAAAGCCGGGUGCCGGGGACUCCAAACUGAAAAAGAGCCAGGCCCGGCUGGCCCCAGAGAUUGUGUCGGCCUCUCAGUACAAAAAGUUUGAUGAAUUUCAGACGGGCAUCCUCAUCUAUGAACUUCUCCACCAGCCCAACCCUUUUGAGGUGAGGGCCCAUCUCAGGGAACAGGAGUACAGCCAGGAUGACCUCCCCCCGCUCCCCAGCCUGUCCAUUUACUCCCGCGGGCUCCAGCAGCUCGCUCACCUGUUGCUGGAAGCCGACCCCAUCAAACGCGUCCGCAUCACAGAGGCAAAACGGAUCCUGCAGUGUCUGCUCUGGGGUCCCAGGAAAGAUUUAACAGACCAGCCUCUUAACCACGAAGAAGCCCUCUAUGGUGCUCUCCAGAACUGGAUCGACAUGAAACGGGCGCUGCUGAUGAUGAAAUUUGCCGAGAGGGCAGUGGACACUGAGCGGAGCGUUGAACUGGAGGACUGGCUCUGUUGUCAGUAUUUAGCGUCUGCAGACCCAGCUUCCCUCUUUAACACACUGAAACUCCUUCAGCUGCUCUGA